CCAGCAGCGUUAGCCAGGGAGCUAACCAGCCCGAGCAGACUGAGCAGGAUUGUUUUUCAGCGGAAAAUAUGGUGAAACAGACCAUUCAGAUAUUUGGUCGAAUUAAACCCUCUAAGAAAACUAAGGCGGUGUACUCUGUGGACAAUGAGGAGAAGAGAGGUGCUUUUCUAGAGUUUGUGGUGCCCAGGGACCUGGCUGAUGGCUUCGUUAACAACAAGAGGGAGUGCUACAAGUUCAGGUUCCAAAAGGUCUUUGAUCACACAGUCAAACAAGACGAGAUAUUUGAAAACAUUGCCAAACCAGUUGCAGACAGUGUAUUGGCUGGCUAUAAUGGCACCAUAUUUGCCUAUGGUCAGACGGGAAGUGGGAAGACCUUCACCAUCACGGGAGGGGCCGAGCGCUACAGUGAUCGUGGCAUUAUUCCCCGUACCCUUUCCUACCUGUUUGAACGCUUCAGCCAGGACAGCAGUACGGUUUAUUCCACACACAUCUCCUACCUGGAGAUCUACAAUGAGAUGGGAUAUGACCUUCUGGAUUCCAGACAUGAAGCCUCUCGACUGGAAGACCUACCAAAAGUAAUGAUCAUGGAGGAUCCAGACCAGAACAUCCAUCUUAAGAACCUUUCACUGCAGCAGUCAGCAAAUGAGGAGGAGGCUCUGAAUCUGCUCUUCCUGGGUGACACCAAUCGUAUGAUUGCGGAAACUCCAAUGAACCAGGCAUCCACACGUUCACACUGUGUUUUCACUGUGCACUUGUGCAGGCGUGAGCCGGGCUCGGCCACCCUGCGGCGCUCCAAGCUCCACCUGGUGGACCUGGCUGGAUCAGAUAGAGUUAGCAAGACUGGCCUGAAUGGGCAGCUGCUCACUGAAGCCAAGUACAUCAACCUCUCCCUCCACUACUUGGAGCAGGUGAUCAUAGCUUUGUCAGAGAAGAACCGCUCCCAUAUUCCUUACAGGAACUCCAUGUUGACUUCUGUGCUGAGGGACAGCCUUGGGGGCAACUGCAUGACUACCAUGAUUGCCACUCUGGCAGUGGACAAGAGGAACCUUGAUGAGUCCAUCUCUACGUGCCGCUUUGCUCAGCGAGUGGCUCUCAUCAAGAACGAGGCUACAUUGAAUGAAGAACUAGAUCCUGCCCUGCUAAUAGCUCGUUUGAAGAGGGAUAUCCAGUCUCUGAAGGAAGAGCUGGCCAUGGUGACAGGAGAACAGAGAGAUGACCAGCUAACUGUGGAGGAGAUCCAGAAGUUGGAAGAGUUAGUCAAGGCUUUUCUGGGUGACCCCGAUCCAGAUGUGACACUGUCCUUGGGACCAGACAUGAGAAAAAUCCAGUACUGUUUCUCUCUGCUGAAGGUAAUGAUCAUGGCCAAAAACAGGCACAAUGAUCGACAAGAGCCACCAGCAACAUCAGUGAGGGAAGAGGUAGUUCAAGACAGCCACCACAGUGCUGCAGAAGUGACCAAAUUAAAGGAGAUGCUGAAACAACGUGAUAAUGAGAUCAGUAUCCUAGUUAAGAUGUUAAAGAAGGAGAAAAAGCGGGCCCAAGAUGCUGCUGCUCAGCUUGCUAACGUCACCAGUGGCCAGAGUCUGGCCUCCCAGAGUGCACUGAGUUUUUCCACAAUGCCCCUGUUGAGGGAUGGAAGCACAGAAACCAUUUCUGAAGACCAUGGAGGACGAGCUAUACAGUACAUGAAAAAAGGUCCACAGCUGUCUGUGGGUAAGCAAGAGGCCUUUGAGAUCUUCAUCAGGGACCAUAGGGACAACUUGACCAUUGAAGACAAUAAGAAGCUACUCAAACAGAGGUCAGCUGAGGCUAGAAGACUUGGGGAGCAACUGAACGAAGCCAGAAACAGAAUCAAUGAGUUGAAGAAGCAGUUAGAGAUGCAGAGGAGGCAGAGGGCUGCUCAUGGUGUAAUGUGGAAUCAUACGGAGGUUGAGGAGAGGGUCGAUCCAGUGGAAGAAAACCUGUGCAAACACAUUGAGCAAGAAAAACAGGCUUACAAGAGCACCAUUGGGCGUCUAAAAGCAUUGAGGACAGAGAUUGAGCACUUACAGCUGUUGUUGGAGAGGGCAAAGGUCAAGCUCCAGAAGGACUUCCAUAAGUGGUGGAGCCAGGAGGCUUCCAGUGUGCAGGAGUCUGAGUCAGAGGCCAGAGCCAGAUCUCGCACAGGGUCGCCAAGUGGAACCUUGCAGCCGUCUUCACCUGGUACUCUGGGAUCUCGUGCACCUGCUCCGGGCAGUACUGUGAGAGACUCUUCAGCAGGGCCAGUCAUGGAUCUCAGAAGCUUCAUCCCCAAGAGCGUACCUCCCUCCACAGCUGUCCCAGCAUGGCAAGAUAAGUCCCAGGAUGGGAGGGUGACUGACUUCGCUCCAUCUGAGUGGAGGGCCCUUUCCACCACCAAGCUCUCAUCCUCCUCUAUAUCCCUGACUGGAGAUCAACAGGCUGAUGCCGACAUCCUGGCCUUUGUCAGAGCCAGGCAAAACCUUCUCUACAGGACUGGCCCACCUCAGUAAUAACAUGAAGUUCCGAUGAAGUAUGCAAAGCCUGAAGUUAUCGUCACCUGACUGCUUGUAAAAGCCCCAGGUUUGAGAGGCCGUAGAAGGAUGCUAAAAAUGUGGAUUCAACAUUAUUGAGUAUUGGUAGACUGACAAUGAAGAUGUGUGAAGAAGUGAUCUUAACAGGGUCUGAAAUAUAUUAGAUUUAUCAAAAAAAAAAAGACCCCUCUGCCAAACACAAGCCACACAUCCUGUCUGAUUUUACAUGCAUACACACAGUUGUUGACCUCCUGGAGAUUAUGCCAGUGAUAUACUGUACAGCAGUAUAAAUCACAGCCUGCGCCGGCCAUUUGAUCUGAACAAAUGUUGUCUCAAGAUAUCAGAGGAAGGAGCGGAAAAUAGGAAACCAGUUGGAUCCAGUAUGUGUUUAAAGUAAUGAAUCAUGACUUUUUAAAUGGUCGUAGGAAGUUUGGACAUUUAAAAUCACACAUGAAUUUCUGUCUGGUUUCAUUUUGUUCUAAAAGUGUUACACAUUUUGUGUGAAAUGUUGUACAGAGAGGUGUAGUUGACAGGAUGUGCAGUAGUGUACGUUUAUUUCUGAACUACAUUAAAGAGUGUUAAUGUUUUGUUGUAAAUCUGCACAAAAUAUUGAAUAAAAAAUAAAAGAAUUGCAAAAUC
This is a messenger RNA of Micropterus salmoides (largemouth bass), 3170 nucleotides long. RefSeq names its product kinesin family member 6 (gene kif6). The transcript has 23 exons. NCBI's taxonomy places the organism in Eukaryota, Metazoa, Chordata, Actinopteri, Centrarchiformes, Centrarchidae. Gene Ontology annotation, biological process: mitotic spindle organization; microtubule-based movement. Gene Ontology annotation, molecular function: microtubule binding; ATP binding; microtubule motor activity. The record is from RefSeq and is a predicted model, not a curated record. Bases 69 to 2510 code for a protein of 813 amino acids.